Emericellopsis cladophorae is the source of this 322-nucleotide messenger RNA. Its product is annotated as alcohol dehydrogenase. Lineage: Eukaryota; Fungi; Ascomycota; Sordariomycetes; Hypocreales; Bionectriaceae. The record is from RefSeq and is a predicted model, not a curated record. The annotation marks the transcript as partial. The transcript has a single exon.
AUGUCAAAGUCGCUACCGACGCAUCGUCGCGCCUGGCGCCGCACAGACGACUACUUCAAGGGCAGCCCGAAAUUGAAGCUGGUCACUGAGCCUCUCCCGCUCCCCCUCGCGCCCACAGCCGUUCUGAUAAAGGUCCACGCGGUAGCUCUCAACUACCGAGACAGUAACAUUUCUAACGGCGGGAACCCGUGGCCUGUCACUCCUAAUGGCAUUAUUGGAAACGACGCAGCAGGCGAAGUCCUCGCCAUUGGCGAUAAGGUCGACAAGUUCAAAUUGGGCGACCGUGUGGCCCCCAACACGGAUACAGAGAACUUGACCGGCC